CAACCUGGGACCAGUGAGACUGUUCUUUAAGCUAUUACUUAGUGCCAAGAUGAAGAAUCCGGAUUAGUUAGUUGUAUAUAUUUAUUAGGGAAACACUGUGGAAGACACCAUGAACCAGGAGCUGAAGAGAAAGGUGCUCACUUGCUUCAAACAGCUGCAUCGAACCCGUUUGACUGUGUUCCAGGGGGAUACAAAUGCUCUUGCUGCUGCUCGUGAACAAAUCAAUGGUGAAUUUACCAAGAAUAUAAAUGUGUCAAACAGUGAUUCCAUUGAAGAGCUCAUCACCUUCGGACAACAAGUAGAAGAAGUCUUGCGGACGAGUGUUAUACAAGCUGUCAAGAGGGAGGAUGGGACUUACAGUGCAAGAAUUCUUGAGGACACCCUCAGAUUGGACAACAAACCUUACCAGCCAAUGCCAGAGAAUAUGAUUGGACCAUUCAAGAAAAAAAAGACAAAAUGUAGUAAAUAGAUGACACCAUUGUUAACAUUUUCAAAUCAUAGACAGAUAAUGUAUAAAGUUUAUUGACAUAAUAUAUUGAAUCUAUGUCUAGUGCACACAUUAAAAAAGUAUAGACAAAUCUGUAGAUUUGAUUCAUAAUACAGUACAUUAAGUUAAGUAAAUUUUGUUUCCAUGCCUUUCUUAAAAGAAAAUAUUGUAUAGUAUAAGUUAAAUAAAUUUUGUUUCCAUGCCUUUCUUAAAAGAAAAUAUUGUAUACUAGGUGUUGAGGAAGCAUCAGAAACUCUGGGAGUUAAAUAAAUAACUAAGUGAUGAGCUGAUCUGGACUUUGUUGAUAAUUUCUAUAAUAAAUAUAAGCUCAUGGUGGGAAAAAUGAGAAGAAAUUUAAGUUAACACACUUGGGUUUGAGUAGGCGCCCUCCCGUGAGAUCCUCAGGAUCUGGCCUGUUACCUCACCACACUUGAUUGCACCACACAAUACACAAUUGUAUGUAAUGAGUCAAAGUAAGCUUGCUAUUUGAAAUAAAAAGAUGAGAUUUGUUGCAUUAGCAUUAUAAAUAAAUUAUCUACAACA
This is a messenger RNA of Homarus americanus (American lobster), 1030 nucleotides long. RefSeq names its product complex III assembly factor LYRM7-like. Gene Ontology annotation, biological process: mitochondrial respiratory chain complex III assembly. NCBI's taxonomy places the organism in Eukaryota, Metazoa, Arthropoda, Malacostraca, Decapoda, Nephropidae. The transcript is spliced from 5 exons. The coding region runs from base 110 to 469 and encodes 119 amino acids. The record is from RefSeq and is a predicted model, not a curated record.